Messenger RNA from Prunus armeniaca (apricot), 645 nucleotides. The record is from the annotation of a GenBank genome assembly. NCBI's taxonomy places the organism in Eukaryota, Viridiplantae, Streptophyta, Magnoliopsida, Rosales, Rosaceae.
AUGGAGAUUAGGCUUGUCGCCUGCGAGCGUAUGUCAGGGACACAAUGCUCGAAAAAGACUCCAUUGAGUUUGUGCUUCGUGAAGCAGCUUGUCUGCAAUGGAGAUGAGGCUUGUCGCCUGCGAGCGUAUGUCAGGGACACAAUGCUCGAAAAAGACUCCAUUGAGUUUGUGCUUCGUGAAGCAGCCUGUCUGCAAUGGAGAUUAGGCUUGUCGCCUGCGAGCCCUGUCUGCAAUGGAGAUGAGGCUUGUCGCCUGCGAGCGUAUGUCAGGGACACAAUGCUCGAAAAAGACUCCAUUGAGUUUGUGCUUCGUGAAGCAGCCUGUCUGCAAUGGAGAUUAGGCUUGUCGCCUGCGAGCGCUUGUCGCCUGCGAGCGUAUGUCAGGGACACAAUGCUCGAAAAAGACUCCAUUGAGUUUGUGCUUCGUGAAGCAGCCUGUCUGCAAUGGAGAUUAGGCUUGUCGCCUGCGAGCCCUGUCUGCAAUGGAGAUGAGGCUUGUCGCCUGCGAGCGUAUGUCAGGGACACAAUGCUCGAAAAAGACUCCAUUGAGUUUGUGCUUCGUGAAGCAGCUUGUCUGCAAUGGAGAUUAGGCUUGUCGCCUGCGAGCGUAUGUCAGGGACACAAUGCUCGAAAAAGACUCCAUUGA